Messenger RNA from Archocentrus centrarchus (flier cichlid), 1109 nucleotides. RefSeq names its product CMRF35-like molecule 7. Lineage: Eukaryota; Metazoa; Chordata; Actinopteri; Cichliformes; Cichlidae. Gene Ontology annotation, cellular component: plasma membrane. The coding region runs from base 1 to 537 and encodes 178 amino acids. The record is from RefSeq and is a predicted model, not a curated record. The transcript is spliced from 5 exons. Gene Ontology annotation, molecular function: transmembrane signaling receptor activity.
AUGGACCAUGUUCCACACAAAAAACAUGACAGAAGCUGUCAGCAGCCAUCUACUCAGAGUGUACACAGAGCAGCUAAAACCACCAUCACAUGUAAUUAUCCAGAUGACAAGCAGGUCGGAUUUCUCUGUAAAGGGGAGAGUUUCACCUGUGAGGAUGUUUUAUCAACCAAAUCUCCUCAGAAGUCAAACAGGAGAUUCACUCUGAGAAACACAGAGAAACGCUUCAUCGUGUCCAUCAGUGAUGUUUCCUCACAGGAUGCUGGAGUCUACUGGUGUGGGCUGGAGUCAAAAGAUGGAAGCUACAGAGUUUCAGUCGGACAAAUAAAACUGGAGGUCAAAGAAGCACUGCCCACGUCAGUCACUCACUCUGCAACCUCAUCACCCACCUCCACACGGUCAGCUGCUCCUGAGGAGAGCUUUGAUUCAUGGCCAGUGAUUUUUGCUGUGGCUCUCUGUUUGAAGAUGCUGAUGUUGCUGUUUGUGAUCAUCUCAUGUGUGACCCUCGUCUCCACCCAUUGCUGCAACCUCCGGGGCUGAAAAUGAAGCCAAUGCAAAAGCUGCAGUUCCUCUAACGACCACUUGAGGUGCAGUGAUAGGAAAUGAGUGUCCACGCGGCUCUGACAGAAGCAAACACGUUAAUGCUCCUCAUAGCUGUGCUCACUUUUAUGACAUGUUUAGCUGCUGCUUUUCUUGUGGGUUAAUUUCUAUGAGCAUGCUUAUUAUAUGUUUAUUCAUGGUUCUGCCCCAGUGAUUAUAUACAAUUUGAAGAUAAAUAAAAUUGAAAUAAUGCAUUUGAUGGUAUUUCUGGUGCUGAUUAGCAAAGUCCCACUGCACAGUUGGUCCAGUAGCUCCUCAAAGACACACCAAGCAGUCAGCUUUUAAAUGUAUCCAGCAGGUAUAUUUGAUUUUAGGCCUGUUGUUCACUUUAUAAAAUUAGCAUCCCUUUUAAUAUGAAUGUGAAACCUUGCUAACCAAUGUAAGGAAGUGAGGACUGCAACCACACUUUAAAUAAAGAGUUAACAUGUCUGUAUGCUAAAACAUACUGUAAAUAUGGGCUUUGGUUAGCAUCACUUGCUGAUAAACAUGUGAGUGCACAUUUUGUAGCGUGC